Messenger RNA from Soboliphyme baturini, 513 nucleotides. The record is from the annotation of a GenBank genome assembly. Lineage: Eukaryota; Metazoa; Nematoda; Enoplea; Dioctophymatida; Soboliphymatidae.
AUGCGUCUGUUCGACCGACGCUCUGAGACUCAGCCGUCUGGUCGACAAAUGAGCGACGUAAAAGGGCCGAUGCCCGAGAAGGCAGUUAUCAUAGCCGACCGACUUAGACAUGUCGCCGGAUUUCGGUUGUUCAGCGACUCCUUGGUCGAAGACAUAUGUCGCAGAGGCACAUUGGAGGAACUGGAACCGGGCAUCGUUCUGUUUCGCCAAAGUACCCCUUGCAACAACUGGUACUUCCUGCUGUCCGGAUCGCUGGACCUGGUCAUCACUGCUGACCAGUCUGAAUCGGUACGUACUUUGACAUACGCACGGGCUAGACGGACGUGUGCCGCCGAUUUGGUCGUGAUUUAUGACACGGAGAUGACGACGAGUACACGAUCGAUCGGUCGAUGGUCGUCGUCCUCGCUUGGUUGUCGGAAAAACCUCUCAUGGUUGUGGCUGGCUGAUCAUCGUUGUGCCCAUUUUUACAUAUUUUCCCUCUUACCUCUAACUCAACCCUUCAAUGGGUGGUGA